AUGGCGGGCCUCGUUUUGUACUCGCUUUUGGUGGCUCUCGUGCUGCCCUUCGUUUGCCGGGCUCAAACUCCAGAACAAUUGAAGCUCAUGAGCCAGGGUCAUCUUCAGGUUGCAGGUUGUGCUGAGAGGCCGUGCGCCGUUCUUAGGACCCCAGUGGAUAAAGACUGGGACAAGGUCAAAUUCGUUCUCGGCUUUAUCGCACAGGGCCAAGGCCCCGCUGAUUCUCAUCAGCUUGCCUCUCUGCAUACGCGGCUCCUGACGUUAAGCGGCAACCUUCGGACGGAUAAAGUGCUUCAGCAGCAUGGAUUGCUCGAGUACCUGAAGAAGAAGCCAGGGACUUUUUUUACGGAGGAUUUGCCCUUCUUGGCCUCUAUUGUUUUACACCUUGAAGAUCUGUUCCCCGACGGACUGCAGUAUGUCACGCCGGAACUCCCGCAGGCACACCUGCGGAAGAUUCAGGUUCUCGCGCUGGUCGCGGCCGCGUUUUUAGGAGUGGUUCCCCACAACCAGCGGCGCCUCCUAGCGCACCAUCCGAAGAAGUUCCAAAUGAACCAGAACAAGCUAGAUAUGUUUUAUCGGGGGUUCAUGGAGCGCGAAGCGAAGUUUCGGUCGCUUCUGAUCUACUUUGCUAGCAUGCGGGCCAGACUUGCGAACUGUUGGAAUGAAAUGAUGAAGGCAGGCAUCUUCAGCAAAGCCUUGUGCGUGACACCAUGUCAGUGUGCCACUCUUGAAGAUGGAACUCUGAUAGCGCCUACUGAUGAACUGCUGGGAAUUUAUCGCCAGACAGACAUGGCCGCCAAUUUUUCGUCGGCAACCGGAUCUGUGAAGGUCACCUCACCGGCGGUUAGCGUGGGGGACAUUGCAAACAGUCAAAAGCCGCUGCUUGCGUUUGAAGUGCUUGAUGUCGGAGAUAUAUCGACGAGCGACGGAGACCUGCAGGUGGACUUCGCCGAUCAGUAUCUUGGCGGGCUGUCAAUGUUCAAAGGCGAUAUCGCGCAGGAGGAGUUUCUGUUCAUCACGUAUCCGGAGCUGCUCCCAGUGAUGCUCCUCAGUGAUAUCAUGAGAGCCAACGAAGCAGUUGUUAUGAAGGGCGCAGAACGGUUCGUAUUUUCGGACGGGUACGAAUGGACUUUCAGAAUCACAGCGGCGGCUGGCCCGUGGACAAAGCUACCCCCGACGAAGCAUUACGGCGUUCAGGGAGUCGUUCCAAUGGAUAGGCUGGGUCGGCGCGACGUGACGGUGGUGGGAAUAGACGCUGUUCAAUUUUUUGUUCGAGCCGCGCAAUACACGAAGGAGAUGAUCGACAGGGAAUUGCUGAAGGCUGUCAUUGGCUUCAAGGGCGACCCUUUCGAGGAGGUCAUGGCAUUGUCGCAUCAAGCCGUUGCUACGGGAUUGUGGGGAUGCGGAGUUUUCAACGGCGACGCACAACUGAAGUCGCUCCUUCAGUGGAUGGCUGCCUCAUACUCCGGGCGAGCGACGAAAUUCUACACAUUUGCCAACAAGAGUGUGAAGGACUUGGCCCGCGUUAUUCCACAGCUCCGGUCGAAGUACUCGACCGUUAGUAACCUGUACAACGCCAUAAAGGAGGUCGUGGCUAGUCGGCCACGUGAACUGAGCUCUGCGUGGUCUUUGUGGGGGAAUCUGUUGUAG
Messenger RNA from Besnoitia besnoiti, 1650 nucleotides. Its product is annotated as poly(ADP-ribose) glycohydrolase. Gene Ontology annotation, biological process: carbohydrate metabolic process; ATP generation from poly-ADP-D-ribose; nucleotide-sugar metabolic process. The record is from RefSeq and is a predicted model, not a curated record. Gene Ontology annotation, cellular component: nucleus; cytoplasm. The coding region runs from base 1 to 1650 and encodes 549 amino acids. Gene Ontology annotation, molecular function: poly(ADP-ribose) glycohydrolase activity. NCBI's taxonomy places the organism in Eukaryota, Apicomplexa, Conoidasida, Eucoccidiorida, Sarcocystidae. The transcript has 6 exons.